Messenger RNA from Cylicostephanus goldi, 261 nucleotides. NCBI's taxonomy places the organism in Eukaryota, Metazoa, Nematoda, Chromadorea, Rhabditida, Strongylidae. The record is from the annotation of a GenBank genome assembly.
AUGCUGAAUGAACUAAACGAAGUAGGGAAGAAGAUUGGAUUGCGAAUAAUCGGAAGAAGACUCAGUUCAUGGAGAAGGCCCUUUGCGAAGAUGCGGAAAUGGAACUGGAAGGCACUCCGAUUACGGAAACGCAUUCCUACGUGUACCUGGACGUUUGAUGAAGAUGGAGAACGACUUGUAGGAACAGAAGAACAAGACAGAAGAAGAACAGAAGAACAGACAGAAGAAGAGGGACAGCCAGGGCCGCCUUCGGGCCUCUGA